Molecule: messenger RNA, 2221 nt
Organism: Stegastes partitus (bicolor damselfish)
Lineage: Eukaryota; Metazoa; Chordata; Actinopteri; Pomacentridae
Gene: pus10
Product: pseudouridine synthase 10
Exons: 18
Coding region: 90-1724 (544 amino acids)
Biological process (GO): tRNA pseudouridine synthesis
Molecular function (GO): RNA binding; pseudouridine synthase activity
Source: RefSeq, a predicted model, not a curated record
UGCGUGAGCAUGUUGACAGAUAUCCAAAUACUGUCUGCGCUCUGAUUUAUAUGUUUUUGAAUUAACCUUCUCUACAUCAGCCUGCAGUCAUGCUGCCGCUGAAGGAGAAGGACAAACCCAUCGUCCAGAAGCUGCUGUCUGCUGGCUGCUGUGCUCGCUGUGUCCUCCGGUUCUGUUGCGUGAGUGUCCAGGCCGCCUACAGACAACCACAGCAGGAAACCCUUAAGGAGCUUAAAGCUUUCAUCGCAGAUACAGAAAACAGCAAAUGUCAAGAUUCAGCAGGACCAGACUCCAGAGAUGAAAACAACAAGUCCCAUGAAGCGGCAGUGUCAGACACACCUGAAGACCCUCCCAGUAAAAGAGCUAAACUGGAGCCCAGCGUGGCUGCUGCUCAGUGUGAGGAGGAGGACGCUGCUGCUGCUGUGGUUAGGCCGAAGGACGACGAGUCACCUGUGUGUGUGGUGUGUUUGGGAAUCCUGCAGGAGCUCUGUGGCACGAUCCAGGCCGUGAAGAUAGCAGAGGCAGUGAAGGCAGAAAGCUAUGAGUUCGACACGCUGGUGCUGUCUGUGUCUCUGCCUGCCCAGCUGUGUGUCCGAGAGCACUCCUGUUGGCUCCACGUAAAGAAGGAAGUGAGAGAGAAGGGCUUGGUGUUCGACAAGGAUGAUGUCAUCCAGGUGAAGGAGGCCUUCAAGUGGAUCAUGCAGGGCCUGGUUGCCAAGGAGCUGGGGGGUGUUGCCGUAGUUACCAGGAGUGCAUUCGAGGUCGGCGUAGAGUUUACUCACCCUCAAACGGACGCUGACUGCCACUUCCUAGCAACGACUUGUCCUGAUUGCUUCAAACCCACCAAGAACAAACAGUCUGUGUUCACCCGGAUGGCAGUGGUCAAAGCUCUGGAAAAAAUAUCUGAUGCCAAAUUUCUGAAACAUUACCCAUGUCCUCCAACACAACCCACCAGCAGCUGCAUCUCUCAGGACAUCCAGUGUCUCCACGUGUCCGUCUUUGUAGCAGGCAGGUACAACAAGUUCUGCCGCAGCCUGCCUCAGACGCCCUGGGUGAUCGAUGGAGAGAGGAGGAUGGAGUCCUCGGUGGAGGAGCUGAUCGCAGCACCCAUUCUGUCUGCCUUCAGAGCCGACGGAUUUAAUUUCUCCUCGUCUGGCAGAGAGGAUGUGGACGUCCGAACUCUUGGAAAUGGACGUCCAUUCGCGAUGGAGCUGCUGAAUCCUCACAAAGCGAGACUGAACAAAGUGGAGAUGAAGAAACUACAGGAGAUCAUUAACAAGUCUUCAGACAAAAUCAGAGUGAGAGAUCUGCAGAUUGUUACCAGAGAGGCCAUGAGUCGGAUGAAGGAGGGAGAGGAGGAGAAGACCAAGACGUAUACAGCGCUGGUCUGGACCCAGAAACCCAUCCAGAGAGAAGACAUCGGCUUUAUUGAUGACAUCAAGGACCUGACUCUGGACCAGAAGACGCCUCUGAGAGUUCUGCACCGGCGAGCGCUGGCCGUCCGACAGCGAGUCAUCCACAGCAUGAACGCCCGCUUCCUGGACCCACAUCACUUCUACCUGGGCCUGAAGACGCAGGCUGGAACUUACAUCAAAGAGUUUGUCCACGGAGACUUUGGCCGCACCAAACCGAACCUGUGUCAGCUGCUGAAGACGGACACAGACAUCCUGGAGCUGGACGUGGAGUCUGUGGAUGUGGACUGGCCUCCUGCCAUCCCAGAGUGAACGCCACGCCGAGGCCGGCCUCGUCCAGCGUCUGAGAGCUCACAGCUUCCACCGAGCUGUCAGCAGCACAACACCAACCGGCUCAGAGGUUCACAGCGUGUGUGAUGGAAAACAACAGGAAAAAAAGCUGUUUGGAUACGAGGACGCUAUGAACAGUACAGUCCUGUCGGGGAGUCUGCUCCUCUCCGGUUCUGGAUGAUCUUUUCCAGCUCAGUGCAAGUCAAAUGUGACUUUAAUUGGAUCACAGACUAAGUUUAAUAACACCUAAUAGUGACCUCAGUCUGUUGUGACCAGCAGUAGGCAGGUGGAGCUGUGUUGCUCAUUUAGUUUUUUCUUUUUGGUCACAUGGAUGAAGAGCAGAAGGACAGCGUUUCUUAGAUUUUUCUUUUUGGUUUCUGAAGAAGAAAACAUGUACCUUCAAUCCCUCUGUGCACAUAUUUCCUUUUGCAUUUGUCUUCAAUAAAAGAAGUUUGUCCCGAGAGUGGUGGCCGAGGAAA